AUGUACGGUGAAAAUCGAUUUGAAACAGAAAUGGAAAUUGAAAAACUAAGUGAUUUUCUAAAGAAUUGUUGUCGUGUUUGUUUAUCGGUGGAGAAUGAAAUGGUGGAUGCAUCAAAUAUUGUGGAAAAUUUCAACAAGACAAUUGAUCAAUUGUUGUUCGAGUGCUUGUUUAAUGCCGAAAUGUUGUUCAGUGCAGAUGAUAGGUCACAAAGAAGACUCUGUGAACUAUGUACUACAGAACUUGUAAUGGUCGCAAAAUUUCGUGAAAAAUGUGAAAUGUCAGCAAAUGCACUGGAUCAAAUAAGGAGUCAAAUCACCAAAAUGAGCGAAGAACGUGAAACAUUCUACGAAAACAUCGUUGAAUAUGCCGAGGAAAAUGUCGAAUAUGUUAUCUACGACAUGGAUAUCGUCGAUGAAACACAGGAUUCUACUCAGAACAAGGAAGAAGAUAAUGCGAACAGCUGCAAUUAUGAGUCAAUGAAAAAGAAAUUUACACCGACUAAACACAAAAAUAAGCAAAGUGUGGAGGUUGGAAGCAACUUGAAGUCAACCAUUAAACAUCACUGUAAACUAUGUGGGGCCGGAUUUGCUCAAAUGAAUAAUUUUAAAAGGCAUUUAGAGACGCACAAUGAACACGACAAUGAACAAGAUUCUAUGAUGAUUGAUAACGUUGAAUGCAUAGAUGAGUGCACAACAAAAAAUGACCCACGACUACAUGGGGAUAUUUAUAAUAAAAAUUCGGCAGACAUGCAAAACAUAAAUAGGAAUAACAAAAAUCACGGAUGUCGGUAUUGUUAUCGCACCUUUCCUUCGCUAUCUCUAUUAGCCACACAUACUCGCAUUCACACCGGAGAACGCCCAUAUACUUGCAUAAUUGAUACUUGUACGAAAGCAUUCAAGACACAAGGUGCAUUAGACUUACAUGUUAGACGGCAUAGUGGAGUAAAACCAUACAAAUGUGAGGUUUGUAACCGUGGAUUUGUUGAAAGCAGCAAUUUAAAGGUGCACAUGAGAAUACAUACAGGCGAAAAACCGCAUCAGUGCAUUACCUGUGGUCGCAGUUUUUCGAGAGUUUUUCUCCUACAAAUACAUCAAAGAACGCAUUCUGGCGAGAAACCAUUUGGAUGCGAGGUAUGUGAAAAAUCAUUUGCACAGCAGGGAGAUUUAGCAGCUCACAAACGAAUACAUUCCGGUGAACGGCCGCACCGUUGUAAAGUGUGUCAAAAAGGUUUUAUUAAAUCUAGUGGGCUAACGCAGCAUAUGCGCCGACAUCUUAGACCAUCUAAAGCCAGCUCUAGCAGCAGCAGUAAUAAUGCAAAUAACGUUGAGCCCAUCGGAAAGAAUGAAGGUUUUAUUGAAAGUUCUGAAUCAUUUGAUGAGUUAGUUGUUUAAUGAUAAAGAGAUCUGGGUACAAAAUUGAUACGCAGAGAACUUUUUCAAUGGAUCUGUUGUAUAAAAUUUUCGCAAGAAAAAGACACGUGGAAAAUCUGAAAAAACUCUCCCAUAUCCUACACACACGCCUAGGAAAUCUAACUAUGAUUUUGACUUUACCUAUCGAUAAACUCGUUGAUUUUAAUUAUUUCAAUAAAAAUGUGCACAAAUUGAUUCAGAAAAA
Molecule: messenger RNA, 1615 nt
Organism: Sitodiplosis mosellana (orange wheat blossom midge)
Lineage: Eukaryota; Metazoa; Arthropoda; Insecta; Diptera; Cecidomyiidae
Product: zinc finger protein 568-like
Exons: 7
Coding region: 1-1392 (463 amino acids)
Biological process (GO): regulation of transcription by RNA polymerase II
Cellular component (GO): nucleus
Molecular function (GO): RNA polymerase II cis-regulatory region sequence-specific DNA binding; DNA-binding transcription factor activity, RNA polymerase II-specific; zinc ion binding
Source: RefSeq, a predicted model, not a curated record